This is a messenger RNA of Eruca vesicaria subsp. sativa (arugula), 1188 nucleotides long. Lineage: Eukaryota; Viridiplantae; Streptophyta; Magnoliopsida; Brassicales; Brassicaceae. The record is from the annotation of a GenBank genome assembly.
AUGGCCUUGUUCUUCUCUCCUUCAACCUCAGCUCUUCUCUUCCUCACCCUCUCCCUCGCCCUCUACUGCAGCAUCGACCCAUUCAACCACUGCGCCAUCUCUGACUUCCCAAAUUUCGUAUCUCACGAGGUUGUCUCUCCACGUCCCGAUCAAGUUCCAUGGGAGAGAGACUCCCAGAACUCUCUCCAGAAAUCAAAGAUUCUGUUUCAGAACCAAGUCCAGGGUCCCGAGAGCGUCGCGUUUGAUCCUCUAGGACGUGGUCCCUACACCGGGGUUGCUGACGGUAGGGUUUUGUUUUGGAAUGGCCAGAACUGGACUGACUUCGCCUACACGUCAAGCAAUCGAUCAGAGAUUUGUGAUCCGAAGCCUUCUGCUCUGAGUUACUUGAGGAAUGAACAUAUAUGUGGGCGUCCUCUGGGUCUCCGUUUCGAUAAGAGAACUGGCGAUUUGUACAUCGCCGAUGCUUAUAUGGGACUGUUGAAAGUAGGUCCUGAAGGUGGCUUAGCAACGCCGCUUGUAACUGAAGCUGAAGGCGUGCCAUUGGGGUUUACUAACGAUCUUGACAUUGAUGAUGAUGGAACUGUUUACUUUACUGAUAGCAGCAUCAAUUACCAGAGAAGGAACUUUUUGCAGCUCGUCUUCUCUGGAGACAAUACUGGGAGAGUUCUCAAGUAUGAUCCAAUAGCUAAGAAAGCUGUUGUUCUAGUCUCAGAUGUUCAGUUUCCUAAUGGUGUGUCUAUCAGCAAAGACGGCUCUUUCUUUGUUUUCUGCGAAGGAGACAUUGGAAGCCUGCGAAGGUACUGGUUAAAAGGCGAGAGAGCUGGAACAACAGAUGUGUUUGCAAUGUUACCAGGGCAUCCUGAUAACGUAAGGAUAAACAAAGACGGUGAAUUUUGGGUGGCGCUUCAUUGCAGACGCAACUAUUACUCAUACAUAAUGGCAAGAUACCCUAAACUAAGGAUGUUCAUACUGAGACUCCCAAUCACUGCGAGAAUACACUACAUGUUCCAGAUCGGGAUGCGGCCACACGGAUUGGUGGUGAAGUAUAGCCCUGAAGGGAAGCUUGUGAAGGUAUUGGAAGAUAGUGAAGGGAAGGUUGUGAGAUCAGUGAGUGAAGUAGAAGAAAAAGAUGGGAAGCUUUGGUUGGGGAGUGUUUUGAUGAAUUUUGUUGCUGUCUAUGAUCUUUGA